Messenger RNA from Peromyscus leucopus (white-footed mouse), 3979 nucleotides. It is a transcript of the gene Ttf1, whose product is annotated as transcription termination factor 1. The record is from RefSeq and is a predicted model, not a curated record. NCBI's taxonomy places the organism in Eukaryota, Metazoa, Chordata, Mammalia, Rodentia, Cricetidae. Bases 73 to 2718 code for a protein of 881 amino acids. The transcript is spliced from 12 exons.
CCGGAAGUCAGUACAGUACUUCCGCCUCCAUACACUUCCUGGUUGGAAGACGAGGGGCUACAUUAUCGCGGGAUGGAAGGAGACUCAAGCAGAUUUAAAAUCCACACUGCAGUUUUUUGCAAGAAAAAGAAACAAUCUUCUGUGUCUGAGAAAAGACCCCAGAUACCAGCCCCUGAGAGCUUGGAGAAUGAGCAUCCUAACCUAGUCAAGAGGAAGAAGAGGAGGAAGGAGUCCCAGACACCAGCCCCUGAGAGCUUGGAGAAUGAGCAUCCUCACCUAGCCAAGAGGAAGAAGAGGAGGAAGGAGUCCCAGACACCAGCCCCUGAGAGCUUGGAGAAUGAGCAUCCUCACCUAGCCAAGAGGAAGAAGAGGAGGAAGGAGUCCCAGACACCAGCCCCUGAGAGCUUGGAGAAUGAGCAUCCUCACUUAGCCAAGAGGAAGAAGAGGAGGAAGGAAUCCCAGCCACCAUCCCCUGAGAACUUGGAGAGUGAGCAACCUUGGGUGUCCAAACUGGGGAAGAGGAGGAAAGAGUCCCAAACACCAGCCCCUGAGAGCUUGGAGAAUGAGCAUCCUCAGGUGUCCAAGCUGGGGAAGAGUAGGAAGGAGUCCCAGCAACUUACUUCUUCCCUUCUGGAAAAUUCAGAAACCUUCCAUAAAGCCAAAAAGACCACUUCUACCCAUAAAAAGAAAAAGAGAAGUAGUGUUUGGGAGGUGGAUAUGGAAACAGGGAUCAUCCUUGUAAAUAAAGAAAACAUGGAGAACCUGCUCGAGAGUUCUAGAAAAGAUGUGGAUAUUGUUUAUGUAGAUGUGAGCCAGGAACAGAAGUUAGCAAAAAUGGACAAAGCAGAGGAGCUGCCCAUUGUCAGGUUCCAAAAACAUGACCAUCAAGAGCUGCACAGUGACGUUCAGAGCAAAAAGAAUCGAAAGCAUCCAAAGAAAGCUGCAUCCUGGGAUGCUGUACAGGGAAACCAGCCUGAGAACAUCACCCUGCCCCACUCAGAAUCCUUGUCUUCUGUGGAUCUAGAAGGCAAAAGCACAGAACUACCAGUGUCUCAUAAAAAAACAUCUAAGGAAAAAGUGUUCAGGAACCAGGAAUUGGGGGCCACGCCCGAGAGUCUUGAUAGCGCACACCCUGGAGGAGAGGUUGGGACUGAAGCAGGUGAGAGGGUCAGAGGACCCCACAGUACCAGGAAAAAGUCUAAGAAAAGGAAGGAUGCAUCUGCUGCUAUCGCCACCUCUAGUGACAAUGUCACGCUGCUUGACAGCAAUGCUGAGAAUGUCUCCGUGGAUUCAUUAGAAGGCACUGGUGCUUUGAGGGAAGAGGAUGUGGACUGCAGACCAAGGAAGGCAGAAACCCAGGCUUGUUCCAGUGAGAAGCAUGCAGAGGAGAUGCAGGGGUUAGAAUCUACCCAUGAAGAAGAAAGCAAUUUGGAAUCAGCCAGCAAUUCUGAAACAAGAUAUGUGUCUGAAGAUGGGAGGGAUUCUGAAGAAUCGGAUGUGGAUUUGGACUCUGCGGUGAGGCAACUCCAAGAGUUCAUUCCUGACAUACAGGAAAGGGCAGCCACCACAAUCAGACGCAUGUAUCGGGAUGACCUGGGGCGCUUCAAAGAAUUUAAGGCACAAGGUGUUGCUAUUAGAUUUGGCAAAUUUUCUGCUAAAGAAAAUGAACAAAUAGAGAAAAAUGUGCAAGAAUUCCUGUCCCUGACUGGAAUUGAGAGUGCAGACAAGCUGCUGUACACAGACAGAUAUCCAGAGGAAAAGUCUCUGAUCACCAACUUAAAACGAAAGCAUGCAUUCAGACUGCACAUUGGAAAAGGCAUUGCUCGGCCCUGGAAGCCUGUGUACUAUCGAGCAAAGAAGAUGUUUGAUGUGAAUAAUUACAAAGGCAGGUACAAUGAAGAAGAUACUAAGAAGCUGAAGGCGUACCAUUCCCUCCAUGGAAACGACUGGAAAAAGAUCGGGGCCAUGGUGGCCCGCAGCAGUCUCUCUGUCGCUCUGAAGUACUCUCAGAUUGGUGGUGAUAGAAACCACGGUGCUUGGAGUAAGACAGAAACCCAGAGACUAAUCAAGGCUGUGGAGGAUGUGAUCCUAAAGAAAAUGUCUGCCGAGGAGUUAAGAGAACUGGACUCUAGACUUCAGGAAGAUCCCGCGGGUCGCCUGUCAGUCGUCCGGGAAAAACUGUACAAGGGCAUAUCCUGGGUGGAGGUGGAGGCCAGAGUGGAGACCAGAAACUGGAUGCAGUGCAAAAGUAAGUGGACAGAGAUUCUCACCAAAAGGAUGACCCAUGGUGGGUUCGUGUAUCGUGGGGUCAAAGCUCUGCAGGCCAAAAUCACCCUUAUUAAAAGGUUGUAUGAACUAAAUGUGAAUGAUGCUAAUGAAAUAGAUUGGGAAGAUCUUGCUAGUGCCAUAGGGGAUGUCCCUCCACCUUUUGUUCAGGCAAAAUUUUAUAAGCUGAAAGCUGCCUGUGUUCCUUUUUGGCAGAAAAAGACUUUUCCAGAGAUCAUUGACUACUUAUAUGAGACCAGUCUGCCUUUGCUGAAGGAAAAGUUAGACAAGAAGAUGGGGAAGAACAGCAGCCAGAUCCAGACGCCCUCAGCUCCCAAACAAGACUUCCUAUUCAGAGACAUCUUCUACUGCGAUGACGACGGCAGCGACGGGGAGGGCUCGGAGGAGCCCGGGGAGGGUUCGGAGGCGCCCGGUGCCCCUGGUGUGCAGUGACUGGAUCUCCUCUGCCGCAGACUGGUCGCUGUUCCCUUGGACCUCCUGCUGUGCAUCCCCUCUUCUGGGUGGACUGCUGGUGGCCCUGUCUGCUGGCACACCUGUGCUCUCUGUAGAAGCUCAGCUGUCAGUCUUGGAAGAGUCUGUCCAGCUGGGCACAGCUCCCACUGUCCUCUCAGGAAAAGGUGAAAGGGGGCUCUUCUAUCAAUCAGGAAAGCAAAACCAACGUAGGCGUUUCAGAGAGAACUUUCUACAGGGGUUUAGGUAACAAAAAGUGUUCAAGAUCUGUGCAUGGUGGUGCACACUGCACUGUGGAGACAGGCAGAGGGGUCACGAGAUUGAGGCCGGCCUGGGUUACAUAGUGAGACGUUGUCUCAAGCACACACACACAAGUUGUUAAAUGGGAUGCUGGAGCCAACAGGAGGCAUGCAUUGUCCAGAGAGCUGGCAGGCCCUGCAGAGAAGUGUGUCGCCCUGCAGACCACCCCAGUUUCCCGGGUUCCCCAGGCUGUCUGCCGCUGCUGCUGUCCUGCAGUGGCCCAUGGCCCUCCACAGCACAUCUCUCUGCAGAGACAUGUGUCCAUGUAUGACCUAAGCAGAACUCUGCUGCAAGGGAGUCUGGAACACCAAGUGUUCAGACUUCUGUCCCAUCUGUGCUGGGGAGCACAGAGGAAGGAAAGUGUGGCAAAUUAUACCCUAUACUGUGUUCCCGUUGGUGCCUCUCAGCAAUCUACUGCCCCCUCUACAGCUCUCAGAUGCCAUUUCUAUGGCACCGUUAGAAGUGGGCUAGACCAGCCACAGGAGAAGGGAACACACUAAGAGGGGGGCUUCUGCUUGCCACUGUACCCCAGCACUGCAUUGACAUGCAGAUAAUAUUGAGUAGUCUGGUGGUGCACAUGCAUGGAUCCAGCACUCAGGUGGGGGUGAGAGGAUUGGGAGUUCAAUAGCAGGUUCUAGGCCAGCCUGGGCUACAGAAGACCCUGUCUCGAACAAACACACAAACAUUGAGUAAAUGAUGCUGUCUUAGUACAUGCUUCUCUACCUAGCCUCCUCUGUCCCUCAGACAUUCUAAUCUCAGUGCUGACAGGACUAACUUAUUCCUACAGAAAUAAUAGUGUUAAUGUAUAAACCAAUGCUGUUUGUAAUAGAGAAAAGAAAAAUAUUCUUUAAUAAGAAGUAUGUUAAGUUAUGGUAUGAUUCUAGAAUGGAAUAUUAUAUGGUAAAUUAAAAUGAUAACAACAGAUUGGAUUGACAUGAAAGUA